CCAUACUUUCUGUGAUGAAGUAAUCCUUCUUCGUGUGUCCACAAUUUAUUUCAAAAUGAAAGACUCUGGCGUGAAUGAUUAAAAGCUUAAUAAUUAUAAAUAUUUAUUCAGAAAGAUUUAAAAAUGGUCACUGACUACAAUACACAACUUGUCUCAACCGAGGUAAGAGAGAAUCGGGUUGUAAACAAACAUUGAAAAUAAAAAACAUUUAUUAUGAACAGGAACCAAAUCUGAGUCUGAGUUUCAGAAGUGAAAAUAACAUUGCAACAUGAAGUACAAGUUCAAUCCAUUUUCAGUUCCGAAUGGAAGUACUGCUGAUGAAAUAAAAGUAACAUGUAUUAUACGAAAUAUGGUCAACUCUCAAAGCUCGACUCGUCAUACUGUCACAUUACCCGUUUCCAUGGGAAUUACAGAAGCAACGGCAGAAAUAUCAAAGAUCUGUGGAUUCGAGAGGCAUACCGUAUCCAUUAGAUACGAGUAUAAAAAUGGUGAAAAAAUGGAAGAAGUAUUUUUAGAUGACAUGCCAGAUCAACCAUUAUCAAUGGUGUGUAACGUCGACUGUAAACGUCAAGAUUUUUAUGUUUUUGAGAAAGAUGGUGUGGAACCUAAAAAACUAGAGACAUCAUCUUCAAGUUCGGAUAUGUCGAUGGGUGAAGCAUCUGGUUAUAAAACGAUGUCUAACAGUUCGAUACCUGGUAGUUCCACCACCUUCAGCGAUACGUCGUCUGUAGGCAUCGGUUCGUCGGCUUCUGAUUUCAGCUGUUCCUAUUCUCAAGCUCUCUUGAAAUCAGAUACAGGUUUUAUAGGACUGGUUAAUCAAGCUAUGACGUGUUAUCUGAACAGUUUAUUACAGACCUUGUAUAUGACACCUGAAUUCAGAAACGCUUUAUACAGAUGGGAAUACGAUGGAACAGAAGAAGAUUCCGUUAAAAAUAUACCGUAUCAUCUACAGCGUCUUUUUCUACAAUUACAGACAUCCAAGAAACGUUCUGUAGAAACGACUGAUCUGACUAAAAGUUUUGGUUGGGAUAGUAGUGAAGUCUGGCAGCAACACGAUGUCCAGGAAUUGUGCCGUGUAAUGUUCGAUGCCUUGGAACAAAAAUGGAAGAAUACAAAACAAGCAAAUUUAAUAAACCAGUUAUAUCAGGGAAAAUUGAAAGAUUAUGUGAAAUGUUUAGAGUGUGGAUAUGAAAGUGCUAGAACUGAUGCGUAUUUAGAUAUACCGCUAGUCGUACAACCAUUUGGUUCAAACAAAGCUUAUGGAAGCGUGGAAGAAGCCAUGAAUGCGUUCGUACAACCAGAAACAUUAGAAGAUUCCAAUCAAUAUUUCUGUGAAAGAUGUAAUAAAAAAUGUAAUGCUCACAAGGGUUUAAAGUUUAUAACGUUUCCGUAUUUACUGACGAUGCAGUUAAAAAGAUUUGAUUUUGAUUAUUCUACGAUGCAUCGUAUCAAACUGAACAACAGAAUGACAUUUCCUGAUCUGUUGGACAUCAACUCCUUUAUUGAAGACAGUGAUAUCAAGAAUAAAGAGAUAGAAGAAGAGAAUGGGGAGGAAUUAGAUAGAAAGAAGGAUGAAACAUCUAAUGGUCCUGUUGAUAGCAGUGAUGAAGGUAUAGAUGAAGGUAUUGAAGUAGAGAACAGUUUAUCAGGGACUUCAUCUAGCAGUGAUUCAUCUAGUGUAGGCAGUGAAGCUGCUGUAUCUGAUAAAAAUACUACAGAUACCCACAAAAAGGGUCCGUAUCAGUAUGAUUUAUUUUCUGUGAUGAUACAUUCAGGAAGCGCGGCUGGCGGCCAUUACUAUGCAUACAUCAAGUCAUUUGAAGAUGGUCAGUGGUAUAGUUUUAAUGAUCAACAAGUUUCUAGGAUAACGUUUGAUGAUAUUCGUAAAGUAUAUGGUGGUUCAAGCGUAACGAGAGGUUUUUAUUCUUCAGCUUACGCAAGUUCUACGAAUGCUUACAUGUUAAUGUAUCGACAGAGAGACAAGAAACGUAAUUCAGCUUUUCUGUCACCUGAAGAAUUCCCGUCCGUACUAAAAGAUGAAUUAAAACGACAACAAGUUAAAGAAGAAGCCGAGAGACGACAGAGAGAAAUAGAUAAAUCUACCUGUAAGAUUAAGUUAUAUUGUAUGCAUCCAGUUCAACUGAGAAAGAUGGAUGUUAGAUUUGAAAUACAUAAAGAUAAAACUUUACGAGAAGCAACCAAACAAGCUUACACACUAUUUGACCUAGAUACUGUAUUACCAUUAGACCAAUGUCGACUGAUUAAAUACGAUGAACAUUCAGAUUCUUUAGAGAAAUCGUACGAAGGAGAAGAAGAUACUGAUAUGGGGUCAUUAUUAGGGGGAGUUAAGUCUAGUUACACCUUUGAUCUAUUAUUAGAAACACGAACAGCUGAUUCACCAUUCCAAGAAUACAAACCAGGAGGUGUAACUGUGAAGGUAUACAAUGUUGAUAUAGAAAGGGAGAUAAUUCAUGCACCUGUUAGUAUACGAGCCUACCAUGUACAAACUAUUCAAGAAUUCAAACACCUUGUAGCUCAGAAAUUACAAGUGAAUGUUGAUAAUAUUCGACUUGUGUUUGAAAGAUUUCAUAAUGAUCUACGACUACUAACAGUACCCAAUAAAACACUGAAAGCUGAAGGUUUCUUUAAAAGUAAUAAGGUUUACGUGGAAUGUAGUGAUAAUAAAGAUGAGAAUGCAGAAUGUUUUCUACGCAGCAAAUUUUACCAGCUAUUAGAUCGCCAUCAGAAUACCAUCAGAAUAUAUGUCAGUUUACCAACAGAAGAUGAAGUACAUGAAUAUCUAAAAGAUCUACGGGAAAAUCAUCUUCGGCAUCAACAAAUUCUACGCACGUUGUCGGAAUCGGAUGAUAUGAGCCCCGAUGAUAUUACGCAGACUACUAGUGAACCAAUAAUGGAAUUUGAAAACGAUUAUCUCAGGACAUUAUCUAUUCAUGGUAGUCAUAGUGAUCCGUCUGUUUAUCAUAGUUGUCGUGACAACACAGACUUAAGUCCGGCAGGAUCUGACGCUCGUAGCACGAGUCCCGUAGGUGCGGGUUCCAGCAGCCAGGACAUGAGUUCAAGCGCUGACUGUAGUCUUAGUUUAAAUUCAAAUCAAGGCAGCCAGUCGCUGUCUCCCGACGCUCCCAGCGAUAAAUGUGAUGACCUUGACACUUGUGAUAUGGACAAAUCAGACGAUAACGGUGAUAAUUGUGAUCUAGGUAGUCAUGACGAUGGCGUACAGCGAUCGAGUGAUAAAGAUUCAAGGACGUAUAAAAGCUGUUCUCCAGAAACGGUUGUCGAACAUGCGGAAACAGAGAAUUAUCAUUCUAGUGCUAGCUAUAUCUCUAGUGGUUCCAUGGUAACACAAGAAACUCUUGUAUCUAAAGACAAUGAAAACUGGGAUUUAGACACGAUUCCCACAUCAUAUACCUCGAGUUCUAAUAGCCAAUCAGAAACAAGCUUUCAAGACGAACCUUUAGAAGAAGUUAAAUAUUAUUUCUACGCGUCGUUUGACGAGUACCAACCAGACAAGUGGAGAAGUGUAACCGUGUUUGUUGAUAAGAGAAUCAGUCUUGGUGCGUUUAAGAAAGAAAUGGAACCUUUUGUUGGAACGAUCUCAGAAAAUUUUAAGGUAUAUCGUGUUUAUUCUAAUAACCAGGAAUUUGAAAGUAUCAGAUUAUCAGAUACCUUGACCUUCUUAGAAGAUGGACGGUUAAAUAUAAAACUUGGUCGGGCACUACAACCAGAUGAACAUCGAGUUAAAGUUUAUCAACUUCUAGUCAACCAAUCAGAGCCGUGUAAGUUUCUGAUUGAGACGAUAUUUGCCAAAGGUAUGACAGUAUUAGAAUCUAAGAAGAUAAUAUUACCUGAAGUUAAAGAGAAGAUUGGAUUAGAUAUUCCAUUAAACAGAUGCCGAUUACGUAAGAAAACCUGGAAGAAUCCUGGUAACGUGUAUCAAGAUACAUUGAUCUAUGAUAAAGAUAUUUCUAUCUUUCCUAACUGGGAAGUUUUCCUCGAAGUACUCGAUGCUCCUGAUGAAAAAUUGUCUUCAUCCCAGUUAGCGUUGUAUGUUCGACGAUGGCGUCCAUCUUUAUAUGAGUUUCAAAGUUUCCAGGAGGUUGUAUUAAAUCAUGAAACCAUGGAUGAACUCAAAUCAAAGAUAUCUGAUAUCAGUGGUAUACCAUUAGAAAAUGUUGAUGUAGCUAAGGGUAAAGGAACGUUCCCAUGUGAAAUGUCUGUGUUAGAAGCUCAGUUAGAAUUAGAUUGGUCACCACAAGCUGUCAGAUUAAAUGUAGGACCUCUCUAUAUUUGUGAUGACGGACAUGUCGUUUAUUACAGAGAUAAAACUGAAGAAUUGGCAGAAUUAUCAGAAGAACGAAAGAAAGAAAUACAACAAAAGGAAAAUAUCAGGAUAGCCAAAUAUAGUCCCAAGAUGUCAACCUAUUCACCAAGGAAAGAACGAGCCUUGAAAAUCUACACGGAUGACGAUCCACCAUCUUCUAGUAAACUUUCACCAGAUCUCGAUUAGCGUGGUUAUAAUAAACCCCGGGGCGUAUUCCCUGAUCAGAUGAUUCUACCCCAUCUCAUAUUCCCUGAUCAGAUUAAGGCAGGACACUACCUUAUAAAAGACUCUGUAUAGAUUGAUCUGUCAAAUUUUGAUAUCGGCUAAAAUUGCCCAAAAUAGUUAAAAUUUGUUGAUUUUUCAAGUCGUGUCCAGCCUUUAUAUUAUAUAGUGUUAAAUAUUUAGUCAUUUUUUUAGGUAAAUCAAACUUUAACUUUUAACUUGCUUUUUUCCGUACUCAAUUUUUCACCCAUAUCAGGUCUUAGAAAAUCAAAUUCUCAAAAUCUAUGAGAGAUAAUGGUCUCAUCUUUGGAAUACGAUUAGUGCUAUAGCUACUGUGUGCAAUAAGGUGAUUUUCAAUGUGUUUGUUAUACAGUUGGACAUUUUAUUGUACAAAAUCUUUUUAGUGGUGUGUUCGGCCACACCCACUUGUUUUAUGUGGGAUGCAAAAUGUUCUUUAUUAACAUUCAAAUAGUAAAAUUUAUGCCUUAUUGCACUUUUUAAUGCCUAUAUAUGUUAUUCCAAAUCACAAAUAGUUUGUUUCAAUAAAAUUGUUGAAGAUUUUGAUUUCCUAACAUAGCCACCGUGAAUAUAUAAAAAAAAAUCCAAUAUGGCCACUAUUUCCAUGGCAACAAAUAAACAUUUUGCGCUCAAAUUAUCAAAUCUGAUUUGGGACAUCAUAUACUAAUAUUACACUAAAUGGCAAGUUUCUGUUAUCAAUGUAAAAUUCUUAGGUAGCGUCCUGCCUUAAACCAAGACCCAUAUUUUUCAAUCUAUUAAACCCUUGUUUUCCCUAAUCAGAGUUCGGCCCAUAUCUUCUGAUCUGGUGUAUCAAACUCUAGCCAAUAUUUUCUGAACUUAAUACAUCCAGGCCCGUAAUCUCUGUCAAGGCCCUUAAUCUCUGACCUUAUUAAACCCAGGCCCAUAUUAUCUGACCUUAUUAAACAAAGGCCCAUAUUAUCUGAUCAGGUUAAACACAGACCCAUAUUAUCUGAUCAGGUUAAACACAGACCCAAAUUAUCUGAUCAGGUUCAACCCAGGUCCAUAAUCACCCAUCUGGUUAAAUCCAGGCCCAUAAUCACCCAUCUGGUUAAAAAACCCAGGCCCAUAAUCACUGAUCUGGUUAAAAAAAAAAACCAGACCGCUACUGUCUGAUAUUCCUGUUAAAUCAAAGAUCCUGUUUUGUUAAGUCAUAUAAUAGUUUAGUGUUUGUUAAAUAUUUCUUCUAGACAAAUUUUACAUAAACAACAUCUUUCUGACGUUAAUCAACGAAAUACUCUGUUUUAUUUGAACCUCGUUUAUUUAAUGUGUAAACUGCUGUUUGGGUAUCGCCCUGUCAUCAUUAGCCCAGUCGGUGCAGAAAAGUAGGACACUUUUUUAUUUCUUAGUACCACUGUUUAUCUAAUCGUUUAGAGGCAUUUAGGAACUGGCUACAGUAAUAGUCUAUAACACAUACUUAUGGAAAAACAACAGUAAAUUAAUUUGGGCGCCGUUUCGAAAAGUAUUUUAUCAAGUUAAACAUAAGAGGUCUUUCUUUAGGCCUGAAAUGUUAUAUAAAUUAUUAAUUAGACAUUAAUUAACUUAUCCAGACCAUGAUCAACUCGCUAUGCCAUUUUAUUUCUCCGAUUCUCAUUGGAUUUGAAUCCUAUAUGUUGUUCAUUGUCUGUUGAUGAUUAGACGCAAAAAUGGAUAAUCAAGACUUUGUUAAUUAUUGUGACAGCGCUAACAAUGACGAUCAAGGCUACAGUGAUUUUUAAAUAAGUUUUUCCCGGCUUAGAUUGAAGCAAUAUUCCCUUUACAUCAUCUAGUGUUUAACUAUUAUAGUGAGCACUGUCAGCUCUUUAUCUAAUCUUCCAUAAUGUAUCUUUAAUCACACGUUGAAAGAAUACUCUUUGAUACCUCGCCCAUAUAAAUUAGUAGUUGUUUUUCUAGAAAUAUGCGUUAAAGUUUAUUGUGUUAUUCAUCUGUAGUAAAAUAAAAUAAAGCCACCAAUCAUCAUUUGAAUGAUUUUGAAUUCUUUGCAAACUAAAAAAUGGUGAAAGUUAAAUCUCUAAAAGAAAAAUCAGUCCAAAAAAUGGUUCAAUUCCGUUCAGUUUUUACAAAGAUAUGAUGAAUUAAAAAUUAUACAUCAUUUGUAAUCAACUACAAAUGAUACAAACAAACCAGUGCCACACGCAUGGUUAAAUGAUACAAACAAACAAGUGCCACACACAUGGUUAAAUGAUACAAACAAACAAGUGCCACACACAUGGUUAAAUGAUACAAACAAACCAGUGCCACACGCAUGGUUAAAUGAUACAAACAAACCAGUGCCACACACAUGGUUAAAUGAUACAAUCAAACCAGUGCCACAUACAUGGUUAAACGAUACAAUCAAACAAGUGCCACACACAUGGUUAAAUGAUACAAUCAAACCAGUGCCACACACAUGGUUAAAUGAUACAAUCAAACCAGUGCCACAUACAUGGUUAAAUGAUACAAUCAAACCAGUGCCACAUACAUGUUUAAAUGAUACAAGCAAACAAGUGCCACACACAUGGUUAAAUGAUACAAACACACAAGUGCCACACACAUGGUUAAAUAAUACAAUCAAACCAGUGCAACAUACAUGUUUAAACGAUACAAACAAACCGAGUGGCACAUACAUGUUUUAAUGUUCAGUAAAAUAUUUUUUGAUGGGCCUCUUUUGAAUCUGAUUGAAUCCAAGCCAGGAUAUUUUGAUUUUGUUUUGUUAAUUAAAUGUUAAAUAAUCAACUUGAGUAUUUUUUAUGAAUGGAUUAAGCCAUGAACAGUAAGAACAAAUGCAGAUCAGUGGCUUUAUAAAGAUUGAUAACGGUAUCUAAAUGGUAUGCAUUAAUACUGUGAGUACGCCUACAACAAUCUCCUAGAGAUCACGUGUGUUAACGCUGUAAUUGCACCCAUAACAAUCUCCUACAGAUCAAUGGCUUUAUAGAGAUUGAUUAUGGUGUGUGUGCGUUGAUACGUGACCACACCCAUAAAUGGCUUGAUAGGGAUUGGUAACGGUAUCUAAAUGGUGUGCGUUAAUACUUUAACUACGCCUAUAACAAUCUCCAAUACAUUAACACUUUGACUAUACCCAUAACAAUCUUCUAUAGAUCAGGGACCUGUUUCACGAAAUUUUAACGAAGACAAAAUCCAAAUUUUAGUAAUUUGAUUGGAUAAUAUUAGAUUGAUUUUAGUACUUAGUCAAUCAAAAUUGAAGUAUCUACUAAAAUUUGGAUUUUAUCUUUAGUUAAGUUUUCGAGAAAUUGGGACAGCUACACACAAGCGUUGCACCUGUAGAUGUGCUCUAAGUUCAAACAUGUAUUAGACAUCAGAUAUUAGUUUUAUAACUACCACGAUGUGUAGGUUAUGACCAUAAUAAAUAAAAUUAACCAUGUGUUAGUCUCAAAACUACCCAAGUCAUGUAUUAGCUAAAAGUUAAAGUUCAUUAUUUCAGUGUUCACAAUAUAGUUUGUUUUAUCAAUGGCUUCUAAAUAUAGUGCUACCAUAUGUUAUACCUUCACACACAUCACAAUACAUUAGGUAACGGCUAAAUGUGUCUAUUGCCGGCUAAAUGUGUCCAUUGCCGGCUAAAUGUGUCCAUUGCCGAUCUUGUUUUUAGGCUUCAAAUGUUAUAUAAAUUAUUAUUUAGACAUUUAUUCGCAGGACAAGCCCAAAAUCAACUCCCUGGACCACCAAAUGGAUUUAAACACCCACGUGACUAAUUGAUAAAAUGGACAAUCACGGCUUAGUCUUUGUUGUCAAGUAUCAUUGCUACGAUAAUCUUCAAACUGUCAUAACUUUGCCCAGAAUAAAGUAAUUUGAAUGAAAUUUUCAGAAUAUUUAUAUUUCAUUAUCUUUUUUGAACUAUUAUUGCAGGAACGACCCACGCGUUAUCUAAAUCUUACAUAAUGUAUCUUUAAAUUACACGUUUAUUAUGUAGGGUAGAAGACAUGUCCUCUAAUACUCGUUAUACCUUCACGAAUAACACAAUACCUUAAAUUACAUGCUUAUUAUGUAGGGUAGACUUGUCCCCUAAUAUACAUGUUAUACUUUCACAAAUAACACAAUACCUUAAAUUACACGCUUAUUAUGUAGGAUAGGCUUGUCCCCUAAUACUCGUUAAACCUUCACAAAUAUCGCAAUACCUUAAAUUACACGCUUAUUAUGUAGGGUAGACUUGUCCCCUAAUAUACACAUGGUAUACCUUCACAAAUUUCACAGUAAGGUACAUUUAUGUAAGAUUAAGGUAAAGUGCUGUCCAUCCUUGCUAUAAUAGUUGUUCAGAGAUUUGAUUAUGGGCUUGUCAUGUUAAUAAAUGUCUAAUUAAUAAUUUAUAUAUCAUUUGGAACCAGAAUAAAGACCUGCGGUAGAUUAAGUUCUUAUAAAAUGUAUGUUUAAAUUACAAGCUUAUUGUACACAUGAUAGCUGACCAUUAAAAUAACCCCAUAGCUUCAGACUGAUGCACUUGAUUAAAGGUUUCACCAGGCCUUUAUACAGAAAUAUUAUUAUCUUGGAUGUUUGCUUUCAAGGGAUGUUAUAGAAUUGUAGCACUUGCGACUUUACCCAUGUCUGAUCAUAAUGCUAGUUAUCUCCCUUUGUAAAUAAACAAAAAAAAAAACCUGAGUAAAUAUUGUAUAUUAUAUAUAUAUAUAGUUAUAUGUAUAUUGAAAUAAACUGUUUGUUAAAAUUAUAA
Molecule: messenger RNA, 9260 nt
Organism: Patella vulgata (common limpet)
Lineage: Eukaryota; Metazoa; Mollusca; Gastropoda; Patellidae
Product: ubiquitin carboxyl-terminal hydrolase 47
Exons: 34
Coding region: 269-4528 (1419 amino acids)
Biological process (GO): protein deubiquitination
Cellular component (GO): cytosol; nucleus
Molecular function (GO): cysteine-type deubiquitinase activity; cysteine-type endopeptidase activity
Source: RefSeq, a predicted model, not a curated record